GGCUAUUGCUUGCUGUGUUUUUCCUCAGUGAUCCUCCAUGAGGGCGCACUAGUGGUGCUUUGCUUGGGAAACACCCUCAGCGACGAAGUGUGUAAGGGAACACGGAGGGGGGGCACGGAUGCUUAAGCAGGCGAUGAACAAUGCAUAUGGUCUGAGACAGGGGAUUUUCCUCAAAUUAUCUCUGCACCGUUGUCCUCUCAUGAAUGCAGCUGCGUCUGGCUCGUGUGGAGUGGAAACGUGCUUUUCUGUCGAGGGAGUGUGAGGAUGCUGUGUGGAGCUGUGUGGAGACCCAAACCGAAACGACAUAUCUAGCAAAUUUUGAGGAGAAUCGCGAGUUCGUGCAUGCAGGCAAGAAUAAAACAAACGAGCCCUUUUCUCUGUCUCUGUCUAGAGCAUCGCCAUGUUUUGUGACUUUUAAAGGUUGAGCAGAGGCGUGAUGAAGGCGGUGUGGAAGAGCAGGUUCCGCACGCGACUGUGUGUAUGCGCUGGACUCAUCGCCCUCAGCUGGCUUCUCCGCGUAACAGAUCCCCCUGAUAAAGAUUUAGAUCUGAUUUGGUCUAAGCGAAAACUGACUCAGCAGAAUGGAGAAUUGAACCAAACAUCCAGUCAACCACGAACUGCGAUCAAUGAAUUUCCCGAAGAUGCUUUCACUAAGGAGGAGAGAAGGCAUGGGGCACUGCUGCUGCAUACCCUCUGUGCUGUUUACAUGUUCUACGCCCUGGCUAUUGUCUGUGACGUAUAUUUUGUUCCAUCUCUGGAAAAGAUAUGUAAGAACCUUCAUCUGAGUGAGGAUGUUGCUGGGGCCACCUUCAUGGCUGCAGGAAGUUCUGCUCCAGAGCUCUUUACCUCUCUGAUUGGUGUAUUCAUCACUAAAGGAGAUGUGGGAGUUGGCACUAUAGUGGGUUCAGCUGUGUUUAAUAUCCUAGUAAUCAUUGGAGUUUGCGGAAUUUUUGCUGGACAGACGAUCCUUCUCACUUGGUGGCCUCUCUUCCGGGACUCCGUGUACUACAUCAUCUCGGUCUUGGCUUUAAUUCUGAUCAUUUAUGAUGAGAAAGUUCUCUGGUGGGAGACUAUUAUUCUCAUAUCAAUGUAUGGAAUUUACAUCCUUAUCAUGAAAUUUAAUGGUCAAAUCUGGGGCUGGGUGGAAAUGAGGUGUGGUAUACCUGGACAGCCAUGCUUGGUCAGCAGCCUACGACAAGAUGUAGCAGCAGAAGAAGCUAGCACACACUGUGACACUUCUGCGAUUCUGAUGAAGAAAGGUCAGUGUGCAAGUGAACAGGACUCAGCCGUAGUGAUGGUGGAUGAGCUGAUGAGUCUGCAUCCUCACCAGUUCACCUUAUCAGAGGCAAGCCCCCCACCACCAAUUUUCUCCCUGCAUGCACCUCAGCAUGGCUGGAUACAUGUUUAUCGUGAGAGGCAGAGACUGAUCUUAGGCCGGAGCUCAGGGGAAAGUGGCAGCGGUGUAGGAGAAAUUCCCAGUCAGGAAAGCCCAGGAAUGGACGGAGCACCCUGGGGACUGGAAAAUGGUGACAACAUGGACAGUGAGACCCAACCUCUUGAAGAGGCAAGGACAUGGGGCAAUGGGGGGACAACAGCAAGAGUGGAAGGCAUGGGGGACACACAGUCCAAAGUCACAGAGGAGGAUGAAGAGGCAGAAGAAGAACAACCAUUUAAUCCUCUGAUUGUGCCAGGAGGGUACUGUGAACGGGUGAAGUGGUUGCUCUCAUGGCCUUUAAGCAGCCUGCUUUAUUACACUGUGCCCAACUGCUUGCUGCCACACUGGGAGCGCUGGUUCAUGGUCACCUUUGUGAUUUCUACACUCUGGAUUGCUGUUUUUUCCUACCUCAUGGUGUGGAUGGUCACCAUAAUCAGUUACACACUUGACAUCCCAGAUGUGAUUAUGGGCAUCACUUUCUUAGCAGCUGGCACAAGCGUCCCAGACUGUAUGGCUAGUCUUAUAGUUGCCCGACAAGGUAUGGGAGACAUGGCCGUCUCUAAUUCAAUAGGUAGUAAUAUUUUUGAUAUUCUAUUGGGUCUUGGUUUCCCGUGGGCUCUGCGUACACUUGUGGUGGAUUAUGGCUCAGUGGUCAUCAUUAAUAGCAGAGAACUGGUGUAUUCAGUUGUUUUACUACUUGCUUCAGUCUUUCUCACAGUUCUCAGUGUACAUUUGAAUCACUGGAGACUUGACCGCCGGUUAGGCCUGGGUCUUCUGAUCUUGUAUGCCAUCUUCCUUCUCUGCUCGAUCUGCUUUGAGACACUGUAGUUUACAUCCAACACAGAUAAUGAAAUGCCAUCUUGAAAUGUAGGCUGGAUUAUGGAGUAAACAUCACAUCACUGUAAUAAUUGCAUCAUGAGGAGCCAGUUCUGUGUGGGUCAGUCAGUGAUUAGAAAGUUAUAAAGCAUAUUAAGGAUGCUGAUACAAAGUAUUCAUGCAAUUGGAUAUCGGAACAAAGCUAUGGUCCUCAUGCUGUUGGCAGUGCACGCAGCCAGCUAUUUUUGGGCGUCAUUGCAAAGGUGAAGUUCAUGGUUUGGACACUAGGGGUCACUAAAGUCGAAUCAGUAAACGCUGCCUUUUGCCAUAUU
Molecule: messenger RNA, 2583 nt
Organism: Silurus meridionalis
Lineage: Eukaryota; Metazoa; Chordata; Actinopteri; Siluriformes; Siluridae
Gene: slc24a6a
Product: solute carrier family 24 member 6a
Exons: 17
Coding region: 437-2263 (608 amino acids)
Biological process (GO): intracellular calcium ion homeostasis; calcium ion transmembrane transport
Cellular component (GO): membrane
Molecular function (GO): calcium channel activity; calcium, potassium:sodium antiporter activity
Source: RefSeq, a predicted model, not a curated record